This is a messenger RNA of Schistosoma haematobium, 1577 nucleotides long. RefSeq lists its product as uncharacterized. Lineage: Eukaryota; Metazoa; Platyhelminthes; Trematoda; Strigeidida; Schistosomatidae. The record is from RefSeq and is a predicted model, not a curated record. Bases 877 to 1266 code for a protein of 129 amino acids. The transcript has a single exon.
GGAAAAUAGUUUCUAUACUGAAUCAAAUGUUAAGGAGAGUAGAAAAAACAUUUUUGAAGUUUAUGUUCACAAUAUGUUGUACGUAACAUUAUUUUAGUUUAUUUUUUUCAUAUAUACCUAUGUUGACUAUAUAAUUACAGAAUACUUUUCAUUCCCCCAUUUGUUUGAUUUACCAUAGAUUUCUAUAUAUCAAAGCAAAGGCUUUAUUUAACGUGCAACUUACACCAGAUGUUGAAUCCAAUAAGUGAAAUGAUAAUACUUUCAUGAAAUUUCACUAAAAAUAGACGUUGAGUUUUUGAAGUGAGGUUCAAAAAAACCAAACGACUGUCAGAUUGUCUGCGUUCACACAAAAUUGUAUCAUUUAACUGAAAGUUUUAAAAUAUUUUUUAUAUUAUUAACUAAUCACAGAGUAACGUAUUUCUACUACGGGAUUAUACUGAUCUUGUAUAUUGCUACUUUAACAUUUUAAGAAUAUUUCUAUUUAUUUUUAUGAGGUAAAUGAAUGUCAAUGGGUUUUUAUUUAUUUAUGAAGAUUUAGUACAACCAAAACUUACCUUAAGAGUUUGAUUCAAUGUAAAAGUAUUUAUUUUCACUUAAUUUAUUUAAAACAAUAUGCAAAGAAUUUGCACUGUUGACAUAGUCGAAAAAGAUGAAAGGUUACUGACUGACACACUGAUAGCAAAUGGUUAUCCACUAAAGUUUAUUAAUAGGUGCAAAAGUUAGUUAAUGCCAAGACCUCUUGUUUAUUCGGUUCCAAAGAAAAAAGUUUAUAUCCAUCUACUAUACAGAGAUGAAUCUAUUAGUAUAAUUUUAAGACAGAUGCUGAAAGCAGCCUAUUAUGCUGCUCAAUAGGUUGUGAUUGAAAAGUCUAAGCCCAUGGUUCCAAAUAAACCUAGGCAAUGCACAAACGAUUACGUCACAUCCGAUUGUAUUUGCCAAUUUACAGGUUUGUGCGGACACACAUACAUAGGGAGGAAUAAUCGAACAGCGCAAUCAAGUGUCAUUGAACAUGUGCCUAGAUGGCUUCAAAACCAAUUAAUAUUAAAUGAUCCGAUCAACAUGGGUGGUAGAAAAUCAUGUUCAGUGAUAGCGAAACAUAUAAUUGAAAUGGGGCACAAAAUUGACAUUAAUGCAGCUUUUAGAACGUUGUAUAGAAAUUGUCAAGGACGAAUUCUCAAGUUUAUUGAAGCCUUGGCUAUUCGUAAAUUUAAACCGCCCUUAUGUGUACAAAAUAGAUUUGUCGCAAACUUAAAUUCACCCUGGUAAUCCUCAAGUCGUUCUAUGGUCUAGGAUAACGCGACAAUUUCUUAUUCUUUCUAUACAAUGCAAAAUUGUUUCUCUCCCAUUUGUUACUUUUUACUUGAACUUUUAUUUAAUUGACCUUUAUUAAUUUUCAUAUAAAAUGCCCUGACAAGUAUAAAUGUGACCAGAUUUUUCGAAAUGUAUAGCUCAAAUACAUCACAUUUUUCAGAUUAACUCCGUCUUCUCAUUAUUCUAUCGAAAUUUAUAAAAGGGACUAAUUGUUUUAAAACAAUAUGUACAAAUCUCAUACUGAAUUGAAACGUAUUAUUCAAAAU